Molecule: messenger RNA, 3198 nt
Organism: Rhinocladiella mackenziei CBS 650.93
Lineage: Eukaryota; Fungi; Ascomycota; Eurotiomycetes; Chaetothyriales; Herpotrichiellaceae
Exons: 1
Coding region: 1-3198 (1065 amino acids)
Biological process (GO): regulation of ribosomal protein gene transcription by RNA polymerase II
Cellular component (GO): nucleus
Molecular function (GO): protein binding; sequence-specific DNA binding; DNA-binding transcription factor activity
Source: RefSeq, a predicted model, not a curated record
AUGUCGUCGCAGGCAAUUGCGACGUCCACAAGAGGUCUGCGGGAUUUUCAUUCUCCAAUCGACGUGCACAACUUUUCAGAUUCACCAUGGUCCGACCACUCGAAUUCUCACAACACUGCCUCGAAACCCGAGGAUGAAUUAAACCAAAACGGCGAAACGCAAUCUCCCACCGCUACCCAGCCAUCUUGGAAUGAAAUGGAUGCGCAACAACGGAACAGAGCUGUUGGUAACCUGCUCGCAGCUUUGGUGCCCGUCAGUCCCACCCAGACCACAACAGCAGCUGCACAGACAGACCUCGCACCUGUUGCAAACAAGAGUGAUGACACGUUCAAACCAAGAGACAACCAUCUCAGUACUACCCCUGCGGAGACAACAGAGUCGACCAACGACAAUGUCAACCCAACUUUAAACACCUCACAUCCUCCUCUUCCACCACUCAGUAACGACGGACUUAUGGAUGAACACGGUCCUCCGCCGUUCCCUCCUCCCCUCCCUCUAGAUUCACUUGAGCGGCUUCAGACCGAAGUGCCUGCGACAGAAUCCUUCACGAUGCCCUCCCAGAUGGAGUUACAGCCUCCAAUUGCAUCCCAAGGUCUAGUCCGAGAACGGCGAGAAGUCGAAGCUUUCGCAAAGAUUGAGUUCGAGGAUGGGAACUAUUAUAUCACCACAUAUGCAUGUGAACUGGGUCGAGAUGCUUUUGCGUACAGAGCUGCACUGGUUAAGGCCGAAGAAGAAAGGCUGGCUGGAAAAGGCCGUGCUCAAAGCUCCAGUGGCAGACGGUCCGGUUUGUCUGAGGGUAUCUCAAGACCUGGUGACAGCCAAGUGCAAGGAAGCGUGGUUAGUGAGGCCGGAGGCUUUGGUGGUGUCGACGAUGGUCCAAUUCUAGAAGAGGGUGAUCAAGGCGACGCUCAUCCGAUUCAUUCCCAUUCAUCCGAGAGAUCUGCUGGUAGUGUGGUGAAACCCCAAGAAGUGCUGAUCAACCCCCCGCUUAUUCCAUUCGAUUACCACAAAAUGAGCGAACGGCAGGCACAGCUGGAGCAGGACCUCGAUGCGGACCAAGAUAACGAGCUACCAGCGCCGGUCACCGCAGACCAUAUUCCUGAUGCCAACAAUUGCCCCCUUAUACCCAUCCAUGCGAUGCGAAAUUUCCAGAAAUCAGAACUGGAGAAUCAUAGGAGUAUUUCCCGCCGACACGUCAAGAUUCAGUGGGAUUUUGACAAGGAAUGUUUUAUCAUGAUAGUCUUGGGCCGGAAUGGUGCUUUCUUGGAUGAUCAGUAUCUCCAACGAGGUUCAGCAAAGCGUCUUCGUGACGGCUCCAAGAUCCAAAUCUCGAAUGUCUGGAUGACUUUUCGACUGCCAAAUCGAAAGACCGAAUUAUCAAGUGACGAUUCGGAGCGCGAAGAAGGAGGUCGGAGUCCUCCCCCGCAGCGUAGCACCUCGCCCACUUCCAACGAACCCACCGGGAGUAUUUCUCCCUCGCGAAAUGGGAAGAACCAAACGAAAGUCGUCUUGACAACGGGUCAGAAAGCAUCGCUAGCGGCUUCAGAUCCUUUGAUUGGACCCGAUGGUCAACCCUUGCCUCCAAGAAAGCGUGGACCUGGAAGACCUCCCAAGGACGGAAUCAUGUCUACCCGAGAGAGGAGGGAGAGGGAGAAAGCUCAAAAGUUGGCGGAUGCAAAAGCUGCGAAUGGCGGAAAGACGCCACCGCCCUCAAUGAAAGGGAAAAUGGCUAAGCCGACUCCCAAAGAAGAAGUUAUCAAGGCCGAUCCAAAACCGGAGAAGAGAAAGUACAAAAAAAGGAAGCGAUCUGGAGAGGAUGGCGACAUUCUGCAAUCUAUUGAGGGUGGUGAAAUCGACCUUCCCAGCGAACCGGAAAAGCCGCCAACAAAGAAAGCAAGACAAUCAAAAUCGCCUACUCCAGAAUAUCCUGCUCUGGAAAGUUUGACCGAAGAGCAGCUCGCCAGGCCGUCCGAGCCAUAUGCUCGUUUGAUAUACGACAUUCUAACGGACAUUUAUCCCAAAGCUCUCCCGUUGAGGCAAAUUUACAGAGCGUUGAAGCUCAAAUUUCCAUUUUUCGUGUACAGGGUCGACUCUGAAGGCUGGCAAAGUAGUGUCCGGCAUAAUUUGAACCAAGAGUGGAACAAGUUGUUCGAAAAGGGAGAGAAGGAGGGCAAAGGGUUUGCCUGGAAAGCAAUCCCUGGUGCUCUGCAACCACAAGCAGAAAGGAGACGAGCUGCUCAACAAGCAGCAGCAGCUAAACCCAAACCAACUUCCACACCACGUCAACAUCCUCCACAAGGGCCUCCUCCUUUGAACUGGCAGAAUAGCACUCCUUAUGCUCAGCAACAUGGUAUGCCCCCUAGAGGGCCUCCUCCACCUUUCUUCGUGCAAGGCCCAAAUGGUCAAAUGCCACCACCACCAAAUGGUAUACCAUGGCCUCUCCCUCCCCCCCCUCCUCCUGCUGGUGGGAUGCCAACAUCGACCGCACCAAAUACAGAUGGAAGUGUGCCCGCCAUAUUACCGCCUGGUCAACAUCCCCCGUUCUAUCCUCCUCCCCAAGCAGGUCAUCCAUCAUUUACCCCACAACGGUCACCAUCACAGUCCGGUCCUGAUCAAGCAACGCCUCCAGCACAUCAAGGGCCUCCUCGAUCUUCUCCGUCAGCGUCUACACCGGUCCCGCCUUCCUCCAUUCCCACCAGUUCUUCCGCAUCUCGAAAUAUGCCGUGCACGACAGAUGGUCUGAUCGCCAUCAGAAGAUUUGAGAACGCCAUGUAUCAGCAAGUAGGCGACCCGACGAAAAUUGAAUAUUGGCAAAGAAUAUUUGCCUCGGUCAAACGUCGAUUACUACAUGGUGCUCCUCAUUCUUUGUUGCCAGAGGGCGAAACGAAAGAGGAGCUUACAAUCAUGGAGCAUGUCCGACGAUUUAUCGAACGCUUCAAGAACCCUAAUUUCGUCGGGUUUUCUCUCGAGCAGCCAAGGGGGACUAGUUCACCAGCUCCGGUCAACAUGGCCAAUGCCGGCGAAAAACCUAGCUCCUCACAACCAGUGAUAGCGCCCGUCCCUGCAGAGACUGGGGCUUCAAUAACUGCUGAGGGUGCUCCAAAGAGCGACACCCAGCCGAAUGAGAAUGAAUCGUCAGCAGAGGAUAAGGGAAAACCUAAGGAGCAGCCCACGAAUUUAGAUGAACCAACGGCUUAG